AUGGUUCAAAUAAUGAUCUCAAUGUAAGUAUCGAAGAAAAUCCUGGUAUGUUAUCGUCUAUGAAGCCUUAAAACUCAACGCCGUCAUGUUUCUUCUUUCAAUAUUCCUUCCAACGAUCUUAGCACGAGAUGUAAGCUAAAAGUAUCAGGUUGUUGUUGUGUUCUUUGUUGAUCAGGGCUCCAGAGGUCGAUAACUGGAUGAUUAUCGAGCUUCAAGGAACACUAGAGACUAAAGAGGACGUCAGUUUGGAAGGAAAGGCCAUUGGCGACUUACAUUUCGACGCAAAGGUCGGUGCAUGGUGACUGGUCGUUUCGCUAAUGCAUCAGUCUAUUAUAACUACGCCCCCAUCUCCCCCCCGGGCUAUUGCGGGGCAUUAGCCCGCCUUUUCAUUCCCGUGGGUGGGGCAUUAGCAAAUUUUGCGAUGCCCGGGGGUCGGGCAUUUGCCAACCCCGGGGCCAGCCCCGAGCUUUUGACACCUGGUUUCCUAUCUAAAGAUUACUACACAGAGGAGUUUACUGGAAAAACGAGCAGAUUGGCUCAUCUGGUUGGGGGGUGGGGUUGGCUGGGUGGAGCUGGAAUUCAAUUGACGAAUACAUAACGUCCCAUUCGCUAACAUCUUAUGUCAUCCCGCUAAGAAACGAAAUGAGUGCUGUGCAUGUAUAUGAAAUUAUGUCAAUAAUAUCAGGAAUUUCUCUUAAAGCUCUUAAAAUGCUUGGACAUAUAGAGAGACUGAUCAUUUGUUACAUCCUGGGUGGCCUGGGAGGGGGGGGAAGUGAGUUGUGUUUAUCUAUAAAACUAAGUGUAUCAAAAAUGUACUCUCUUUAAACCCCACCCCCCUCACAUUUUGACAUGGAAAAAUUCCUCUCACUCUUUGAUAAAAAUCAUCCCCCACCCUCCCCCAAAGAACUUCUUCAUCUCUCCACCCCCAAAAUGAACAAGUAGUCCCUUUUUAUAGCUCACAUGCUAUGAAAACACGCUAACCUCAUUUUGCCGGGUCACUUAGCCUGCCCUUUGGGGUGUUAGAUGUAGCUAAAUGUAAUUUAAACAUGAGAAAAUGCUGACCAGCAAUCUCCACCGCUAAUUGUAUGUGAGGGCGGUCUUAGUCUUUAGCAGGACUUUAGUAACAUUAUUUUACAGUGCUCUUGCAGAAGUAAUUCAUUUUGCUCACGUUACCCUCGUGUGCAGUAGCCUUAGCUGUUUUUACCCCCAGCCUUCCCUCCCCUUUGGAUGUUUGUCUUGAUAAGUAUCUGUGCAUUUCUCCACUGAGAUUCUCAGUGUGACGGUGCAUGGUGGGUGCUGCUCACAGGGUUUUCAUGGUUACCUUCUAGGCUCGCUUGCGGCUCACUUCGGUUUCACCAGGUUCCUUCCCCACGCCCAUCUUUUGUUGAUUGGUUUAAAAGGAGAGAAACUUUCAGUAUGUUAACUUUUCAAUGACAAAUUUUUAAAUGUAAUCUAAAUUUUGAGCUAGUAGCUGAAGCAACAUCUUGCACUAACCUGCUUUCCAUUGAUAUCAUGUUUGUUGACUUAAAAUUUUAAUUUCUUUUGUUUCUUGCCAUUGUUUUUGUAGGGAACACCUAUGCUUAUUAUUGGACACCAUUUACUUGCUGGUAAAGUAGUGGAUCUGGACAAACCCUAUGCUGUGUUACACAAGAAAGCAAAUAUAGCUGAAAACGACAAUGGAAGAAAAGGAGAUACACACUAUGACAUAUGCGCUUUGGUGAAAAAGAAAAUUAUCUUUAAGACCAGACCCAAGCCAAUUGUAUUCAAGUCUGUUCCUAUUUCCAGGUGA
Porites evermanni is the source of this 1789-nucleotide messenger RNA. The record is from the annotation of a GenBank genome assembly. NCBI's taxonomy places the organism in Eukaryota, Metazoa, Cnidaria, Anthozoa, Scleractinia, Poritidae.